This is a messenger RNA of Triticum urartu, 2581 nucleotides long. RefSeq names its product protein DETOXIFICATION 16-like. NCBI's taxonomy places the organism in Eukaryota, Viridiplantae, Streptophyta, Magnoliopsida, Poales, Poaceae. Gene Ontology annotation, cellular component: membrane. The record is from RefSeq and is a predicted model, not a curated record. Gene Ontology annotation, molecular function: antiporter activity; xenobiotic transmembrane transporter activity. Gene Ontology annotation, biological process: xenobiotic detoxification by transmembrane export across the plasma membrane.
UCCAUUCAACACUUACAAUCCACCACCGACAAUUCAGAGGGUUGUAGAAAUCAGAUCUUCCCGCAUAACGAGUCAUUGGUAAUAUUUGUUUUUGUGUGUUGACACAUAUUUAUAGAUUUACCACUCGGAGGUAGGUCUUAUUUAUUUUAGAGCUUGCAUAGGGUUCCAGAAAUUUUUUGCCUACUCAACACAGGGCCUACCACCGAAGAAGAAGACUCCUUGGCUUCAUGGUGUGUGAUAUUUGAUGGGUCGUGGUUGGUAGACUAUCGAGGCUUGCAAUGGGAAUUGCCUGGUGCUACACACCUGAUGUGCGCUCCAUCUGGUUAGCGCGAAUAACCCAAAUAGCAACCGACAAUAUUUGUUUUAAGAUUGCUCACCACAUACACCAUGUGGUCAGCAAUCCUGAAUAUGAAAUACAAGAUACAACUUUGCCCGCCAAAAAAAAUGAUACUACUAUAUGACACCAUGAGCUUGCUUUUGGAAACAUCCUAGUAAGAACACCCACCACACCCUGUUAAUCUAUGAGUUGCUUUAAUUAGUUAAUGCGGCCCAAAGCCAAAGUGGCUACCAAGUUGCAUUCCACGUUAUCAUUGUUUUUGGCGGGAAAGUUAUAUUUCACAUUGUACAGUAGGUUUCUGUUUGGUUUACUCGCAGUCUCAAUCACCGCACCAGCGUCUAGUGCUUGGCAGCGACUGUAGAAAAUCACUACAAAUGUAUCAUUUGCUACGCAGCUUCCACAGAUUCUGUUGCAGUACCCUGCUUCCUCUGUUCCUCACAAUCUUAUUACUCCAGCACCCAGCUCUCAGCUGAAGGCAGUAAACCGUAAAGAUGACAAGCAUGCAGAAGCCGGGCGUGGACGAGCAGCCGCUGCUCGGACCCGCGGAGCGGGACGAGCAUGCGGCGGCGGCGGCGGAGGCGAAGCGACUGCUGCAGCUGGCCGGGCCGCUGGUGGCGAGCGGCAUCCUCCGGUGCGCGCUGCAGCUGGUGUCGGUGAUGUUCGUGGGCCACCUCGGCGAGCUGCCCCUCGCCGGCGCCUCGCUCGCCACGUCCCUCGCCAACGUGACCGGCUUCAGCUUGCUGGUGGGCAUGGCGAGCGCGCUGGACACUCUGUGCGGGCAGGCGUUCGGCGCGCGGCGGUACGGCCUCCUCGGCGUCUACAAGCAGCGGGCGAUGCUGGUGCUGGCGCUCGCCUGCGUCCCCGUCGCCCUCGUCUGGGCCAGCACCGCCCGGAUCCUCCUGCUCCUCGGCCAGGACCCGACCAUCGCCGCCGAGGCCGGCGCCUACGCGCGGUGGCUCAUCCCGGCCCUCGUCCCGUACGUCCCCCUCGUGUGCCACAUCCGGUUCUUGCAGACGCAGAGCAUCGUCGUGCCGGUCAUGGUCAGCUCCGCCGUCACCUCGCUCAGCCACAUCCUUGUUUGCUGGGCGCUGGUGUAUAAGGCGGGCAUGGGCAGCAAAGGCGCGGCGCUGGCCACCGCCGUCUCCUACUCCACGAACCUGGCCAUGUUGUCCCUGUACACGAGGCUGUCCGGCGCCUGCAAGAGGACGUGGACUGGGUUCUCCAUGGAGGCCUUCAAGGAGCUUCGCCAGUUCGCCGAGCUCGCCGUCCCCUCGGCCAUGAUGGUUUGCUUGGAAUGGUGGUCGUUUGAGCUGCUUGUGCUGCUCUCUGGCCUGCUGCCUAAUCCUAAGCUUGAAACCUCAGUAUUAUCGAUAUGUCUUAAUACCGGCGCUCUCAUGUUCAUGGUGCCAUCGGGUCUCUGCGCAGCCGUAAGCACGCGCGUUUCCAACGAACUCGGCGCCGGCAGGCCUCAGGCAGCGAGACUGGCAACCAGAGUGGCCGUGUGCAUGGCCCUGCUUGCAGGCUCCGUGAUCUCCAUCACCAUGAUUUUGCUACGCAAAUCCUGGGGUUACAUGUACAGCAACGAGGAGGAAGUCGUCACAUACAUUGCCAGGAUGAUCCCUGUCCUGGCCAUAUCUUUCUUCAUAGAUGGAAUCCACACAUCUCUUUCAGGUGUGCUCUAUGGAUGUGGUGAGCAGAAGAUCGGCGCACGUGUCAACCUCGCCGCGUUCUACUUGGCGGGCAUCCCCUUGGCCGUGUUGCUUGCAUUCGUCCUGCAUUUGAACGGGAUGGGGCUUUGGCUCGGCAUCGUCUGCGGCAGCCUCAUCAAGCUUGUGUUGCUCGUGUGGAUCGUACUUUCUAUAAACUGGGAGAAUGGGGUAAUAGCUUGCAAUUUGCGCAGCACCAUAGAAUUUUCUUUGGACAGCAAUGCGUGACCCCUCUUUAUUUGGUUUCAGUCAACUAAGGCAAAAGACAUGGUGUUAGGAACUUCUCUUCCGUUUGCAUGAAGAUCCUUCGGCUGAUUGUUAUGUGUAUAGACAGGCCAAUUUGCUUCGAGGAGUGGGUAGAAAAUGUGAAUAUUGUGGGCUAAGAUUAUAGUGUCACCAGCAUCACUUGAUAUUGUCAAUUAUUUUUCUCCUGUUUUUUGAGAGAGUGAGAUUGUUAAUAAUUUUGUAAGAAAUUGUUUAUUUCCUAUUGACUAUUUCUGUCAUGCGGAAUAUAUGCUUAAUAUAUACUUUGCAUUUA